Sorex fumeus (smoky shrew) is the source of this 1110-nucleotide messenger RNA. Its product is annotated as DNA dC->dU-editing enzyme APOBEC-3G-like. Gene Ontology annotation, molecular function: zinc ion binding; cytidine deaminase activity; RNA binding. NCBI's taxonomy places the organism in Eukaryota, Metazoa, Chordata, Mammalia, Eulipotyphla, Soricidae. Gene Ontology annotation, cellular component: P-body; cytoplasm; nucleus. Gene Ontology annotation, biological process: defense response to virus; cytidine to uridine editing; negative regulation of single stranded viral RNA replication via double stranded DNA intermediate. The transcript is spliced from 8 exons. The record is from RefSeq and is a predicted model, not a curated record. Bases 1 to 1110 code for a protein of 369 amino acids.
AUGGACCCGCUCACGGAGGCCUCCGGAUACCCAAUGAGGCAGCUGGAGAGGGAUGACUUCUGCUUCUGGAGCUCCCUCCUGGCCCCUGGCCUGGGCUUUGGGGUGCUGUGCGGCCUGGUGGAGCAGCUGCAGCUGGGCACCGUGGUCAUCUCUUUCACUCGGGUCUUUAGAAGCCAGCCUGACUGGCACGUGGAACUCGACUUCCUUCACUGGCUCCGGUCCCUGGAGACCCCCGACGAUGACUUCCUGGUCACCUGCUUCGUCUCCUGGAGCCCCUGUCCCCGCUGCGCGGAGGAGGUGGGCGCGUUCCUGGGGGCCCGCCACAAUGUGAGGCUGCGCAUGCUAGCCGCCCGCCUCCCUUGGGACCCCCAAUACCGCGAGGCCCUUGGCCGGCUGCACCGGCAGGGGGUCCUGGUGGACGUCAUGUCCUGGGAAGACUUUGACUGGUGCUGGGAACUCUUCGUCCGCCGGGCAGGAACAGCCUUUGAACCCUGGUGGGGUCCAGGCGGGAAUCGCGGGCUCCUGCUUGGGAAACUGCAGGACAUUCUGGGGACCCGGAUGAAAAUAAACACCUUCAUGGAGCACUUCGACAACAGCCCCAGCAACUCUAUUCACGCGACGCUCCUGUGCUACGAGGUGCAGGGCGCGGGGGACCACAUCCCCAAGAGCGAGAGGAGGGGCUUCCUGCUGAACCGGGGUCGCAACACGGACCACCCCGCCCAUGCAGAGGUGGUUCUCCUGGAAAGGGUCUGGGCCUGGGCGCUGGCCCCCGAGCUGCCCUGCAGCGUCACCUGCUACAUCUCCUGGAGCCCCUGUGUCGAGUGCGUCAGGGAGCUGGUGCAGUUCCUGGGCCAGCACCGCGGCGUGGAGUUGAGCAUCCGGGCCGCCCGCAUCUAUUCCCUGCCCGGGUACCAGGAGGGGCUGCGCACCCUGCGGGACGCUGGGGUCCACGUCUCCAUCAUGACCAGAGCAGACUUCGAGCACUGCUGGGCCACCUUCGUGCAGAGUGACGGGCAGCCCUUCGCCCCGCCCCCCAACCUGGAAGAUGUCAGCAAGGAUCUUGCCAUGGAGCUGGAGCACAUUUUGCAGGCUCAGGAAGGCGCAGGGUGA